This is a messenger RNA of Nannospalax galili (Upper Galilee mountains blind mole rat), 2031 nucleotides long. RefSeq names its product NMD3 ribosome export adaptor (gene Nmd3). NCBI's taxonomy places the organism in Eukaryota, Metazoa, Chordata, Mammalia, Rodentia, Spalacidae. Bases 141 to 1652 code for a protein of 503 amino acids. Gene Ontology annotation, molecular function: ribosomal large subunit binding. Gene Ontology annotation, biological process: ribosomal large subunit export from nucleus. The transcript has 16 exons. Gene Ontology annotation, cellular component: nucleus; cytoplasm. The record is from RefSeq and is a predicted model, not a curated record.
GCGGGAUUUCGGGUCAUACUAUCGCGAGACCUUCCUCUUACCCGCUGUCAGCGGAGGCAACCGAAGCGGCGGCCGGACGGUGGGUUACGGAUUUUUCUUGUAGUUUGAGCCUGUCCCGGAGGCUGCGGGUGUACUGAACGAUGGAGUAUAUGACAGAGUCCAUUGACCGCGGCCCGGGACACAUCUUGUGCUGUGAGUGUGGUGUCCCGAUUAGUCCAAAUCCUGCCAAUAUUUGUGUUGCCUGUUUGCGAAGUAAAGUGGACAUCAGCCAAGGUAUUCCGAAGCAGGUCUCGAUUUCUUUCUGCAAGCAAUGUCAGAGGUAUUUUCAGCCACCAGCAACUUGGGUGCAGUGUGCUUUAGAAUCCAGGGAACUUCUUGCUUUGUGUUUGAAAAAAAUCAAAGCACCUCUGAGUAAGGUUCGACUUGUAGAUGCAGGCUUUGUUUGGACUGAGCCCCAUUCUAAGAGGCUUAAAGUUAAACUGACAAUUCAGAAAGAGGUGAUGAAUGGUGCUAUCCUUCAGCAAGUGUUUGUGGUGGAUUAUGUCGUUCAGUCCCAAAUGUGUGGCGAUUGCCAUCGAGUAGAAGCCAAGGAUUUCUGGAAGGCUGUAAUUCAAGUCAGGCAGAAGACUCUGCACAAAAAAACAUUCUACUAUCUGGAACAGUUGAUUCUGAAAUAUGGAAUGCAUCAGAAUACACUUCGUAUCAAAGAAAUUCAUGAUGGUCUGGAUUUCUAUUAUUCUUCAAAACAACAUGCUCAGAAGAUGGUAGAGUUUCUUCAGUGUACAGUUCCCUGUAGAUACAAAACAUCACAACGAUUGAUCUCUCAGGAUAUCCAUAGUAACACAUAUAAUUACAAGAGCACUUUUUCUGUGGAAAUUGUUCCAAUAUGUAAGGAUAAUGUUGUCUGUCUGUCCCCAAAACUGGCCCAAAGCCUUGGAAAUAUGAGCCAGAUAUGUAUUUGUAUUCGAGUAACUAGUGCCAUCCAUCUCAUAGACCCAAACACCCUGCAAGUUGCAGAUAUUGAUGGGAGCACUUUCUGGAGUCAUCCUUUCAAUAGUUUAUGCCAUCCCAAACAGCUCGAAGAGUUUAUUGUGAUGGAAUGCAGCAUAGUCCGAGACCUAAAACGUAGUGCAGGGGCUGGAGUAAUAUCAAAAAAGCAUACCCUUGGGGAAGUCUGGAUACAGAAAACAUCUGAAAUGAAUACAGAUAAACAGUAUUUUUGUCGUACUCACUUGGGACAUCUUUUAAAUCCUGGAGAUCUAGUGCUUGGGUUUGAUCUGGCCAACUGUAAUUUAAAUGACGAACAUGUCAACAAAAUGAACUCAGAUAGAGUUCCAGAUGUGGUAUUAAUCAAGAAGAGCUAUGACCGCACUAAACGCCAACGCCGUAGAAACUGGAAACUGAAAGAACUUGCAAGAGACAGAGAAAACAUGGACACCGAUGAUGAGAGGCAAUAUCAAGAUUUCCUUGAAGAUCUUGAAGAAGAUGAGGCAAUUAGAAAAAAUAUCAAUAUUUACAGAGAUCCAACCAUCCCUGUGGAAAGCGACACAGAUGAUGAAGGAGCACCUCGAAUUAGUUUGACUGAGAUGCUUGAAGACCUUCAUAUUUCCCGUGAUGCUACUGGUGAAGAAGGGGCACCAAUGAUGCCAUGAUGAGAUCAUGUUGUAUGCUGUCUGCGUGACUCUGGCCUCAGGAAGUUGGACAGAAUAAUCUCUAUUGUAUUUUACAUGUAUGCCUCUAUAUUUUGAGAGGAGAAAUUUAGUCUUAAACUUAAAUAAAUAUGACUGUUUUCAUUGUGCACUUAAAAGCACGGAAAAGGUUUUAUAGCUUUGACAUUUUAAAUAGUAAAAGAUUAGAGUAUAAUUAUUACUGAUAUUUAGGCCAUUUAUGUUUGCAGUUUUUUCAGUUUGCUUUUUAACAUAAGAGACACUAGUAUUUCACAUACUAUAGCUGAAUUUAAAUGCUCAAAAGUUAGGAUUCCUUGGAUGUUAACUAAGUAAUAGUCAAGCAUUAAACAACCUUUUACAUCUG